UCUAGGUGUGAGAACAAGAAAUUAUCUCUGAAAAAGAAUGACUAUAAAAUAGAUUCAUCCCAAUGGGUUAUAGUGGAAGGAUAUACAAAGCAUGGACUUAAACAGCGAUCUCAGGAAAGACAUUUUAGCCAAGUCUCAUAUGCCUCUGAAGACAUGUCCCCUUUCAUUCAGCAUACAUCUCUCCCUCGACAUCAAACAUUUAAUACCAAAGAGAAAUCUUAUGAAUGCCAAAAAUAUAAAAAUGCCUAUGGACAGGACUCAAAACUUACUACACAUCAAGAAGGUCAUACUGGCAAGGAAUUAUAUGACUGUAAGGAAUAUGGGAAGGCCCUUAAUAGAACUUCAAAACUUAGUUCAUAUCAUUCAGUGCAUAUUGGCAUAAGACCCUAUGAAUAUGAGGAAUGUAGGAAGUAUUUGAAUAGUGACUCAGAAUUUAUGCAACAUCAGGUAAUUUUUACUACAGAGAAAGCUAAUGAAUUUAAGGAAAGUGGGAAAGUCUUUACUAGUGCCUCACAGUUUUUUCUACGUCAUAGCAUUCAUACAAGUGAGAAACCCUUUAAGUGUAAGGAGUGUGUUAGAGAAUUUAGUAAUGGUACAGCCCUUAUUCGUCAUCAGAGGAUUCAUACUGGUGAAAAACCCUAUGAGUGUAAAGAAUGUGGAAAGGCUUUUAGUACUAGUUCAAUAUUUAGAGUACAUCAGAGGAUUCACACAGGUGAGAAACCCAAUGAAUGUAAAGAAUGUGGAAAAGCCUUUCGUCAUUCUUCAUACCUUACUCAACAUCAAAGAAUUCAUACUGGUGAGAAACCCUAUAAAUGUAAGUAUUGUGUUAGGGCAUUUAGUAAUGCUUCAGCCUUUAUUCGUCAUCAGAGAAUUCAUACUGGUGAGAAACCGUACAAAUGUAAGGAAUGUGGAAGAGCCUUUAGUACUGGCUCAAUACUUACAGCACAUCAGAGAAUUCACUCAGGUGAGAAACCCUACUUAUGUAAGGAAUGUGGGAAGGCCUUUCGUCAGUCUUCAGACCUUACUCAACAUCAAAGAAUUCAUACUGGUGAGAAACCCUAUGAGUGUAAGGAAUGUGGAAGGGCAUUUCGUCGUUCAUCAGAACUUUCUCGACACAAGUUAAUUCAUGCUGAUGAGAAAUUGUAUGAAUGUAAGGAAUGUGGAAAGAUCUUGAGUAGAGAUUCAGUACUCAUAAAGCAUCAGAAAAUUCACACUGAUGAGAAAGCCUGGGAAUGUAAUGAAUGUGGGAGAGUUUUCACUUGUGCAACAUACCUGACCCGGCAUCAGCGAAUUCAUACUGGUGAUAAACCAUAUACUUGUAACAAAUGUGGGAAAGCCUUUCUUCGUUCUUCAGACCUUAUUCUGCAUCAAAGAAUUCAUACUGGUGAGAAACCCUAUGAAUGUAAGGAAUGUGGGAAGGCUUUUGCAAGAGGCUCAAAUCUUAAUCGCCACCAAAAAGUUCAUAAUGGUAAGAAAUAGUAUGAAAGAAAGUUUUGUAAGACAUUUAGGCAUAUCUUUCAGGUAACAUGAAAUGAAAGAGAAACCACAGAUAUGUAAUAUAAGAAAUCCUAAGAAUUUAUUGGUAAAAUAUAGAAAUAUAAUAAAUAGAGAAUGCCUUAUGUGUUUCACAGUUUAACUACCAUAAGAAUAAAAUGAAUAUUGGAAGGCUUCUACCAAUGGCUCAUUCCUUUCUAAAUUUUAAAAACUUUUUAUCAUGACUGGAGA
Molecule: messenger RNA, 1725 nt
Organism: Mustela lutreola (European mink)
Lineage: Eukaryota; Metazoa; Chordata; Mammalia; Carnivora; Mustelidae
Product: zinc finger protein 420-like
Exons: 1
Coding region: 154-1479 (441 amino acids)
Cellular component (GO): nucleus
Source: RefSeq, a predicted model, not a curated record